Messenger RNA from Fonsecaea multimorphosa CBS 102226, 1608 nucleotides. RefSeq lists its product as uncharacterized. The record is from RefSeq and is a predicted model, not a curated record. Bases 1 to 1608 code for a protein of 535 amino acids. The transcript has 2 exons. Gene Ontology annotation, biological process: regulation of mRNA stability. Gene Ontology annotation, molecular function: poly(A) binding; metal ion binding. Lineage: Eukaryota; Fungi; Ascomycota; Eurotiomycetes; Chaetothyriales; Herpotrichiellaceae. Gene Ontology annotation, cellular component: cytoplasm; nucleus.
AUGGCAACAAUCGCCCUCGACACGCCGCUGGCCGAAGCGCUCAGCAGCGCUGUGCACUCCAAGAUUGUGGAAGAAGGCUGGACACAAGAUGACGACACCUCAUUAGCCGAAUAUAUCGUUCUCAUGCUUGCCAACGGAAAGACCCAGAAUCAAAUCGCAUCAGAGCUUGCUGGCGAGCUGUUGCAAGAUGCGAAAGGGACGACGGAGUUCGCGCAAUGGCUGUUCGAUCAAGUCAAGUUGUUGUCUGGAGGCGCAGCCGCUUCUGAUCCGGCCACAACAUCACAAUCCUCAGAACAACCGGCCCAGGGCGCUGCGCCCGACUCAUUACCUUCAAAUACUGCAGAGAACGGGAAUUCUUCGAUACCUGCUGCAUAUGACAUGGAUAUGGUUGACAAUGCACCUGAAAAUGCACCUCGAGGCCCUAAAGGUUUACAUGGUGGCCGACCUGCUGGCAGAGGUGGGCGAGGCGGUGCAAUCAACAAAUCCGGUGAUUCAGCUUUACAUCGAGUCCGUGGCAACGACCGAAUAAACUCUCACGGUAACAUGCGCGGCGCGCCUAAAGGACCGCGCAACGUUCAGAACAGAGAUUUGCGCCCUGGGAUGCAAAAAGCGUUGAACAUGGGCAUGACUGGUUCUGCUCAAGGGAUGCAGAACCCCAUGAUGAUGAACGGCGCACAACAAGGUCAAGGGAUGAUGCAGAUGACCCCGCAACAACAGAUGGAAUUUAUGGCUAUGAUGGAACAACAAACUCGCAUGCUGGCACAGUUUACUGGAAUGAUGCCAGGAGCGGCGAACCCCGGGUUCUCACAAGGCACCAACCAGCCGAACAGUCAAGGUCGGUCCUUGUUUGACAGGGUCGAGCCUGGGCGUGGCCGUGGAGGUGGCCGUGGUCGAGGUCGAGGAGGCAACAACCAGAAUGGUCAUAUCAAGUCCCCUCCAAAAGCAAGCGAUCAAGACACAGCCAUGGAAGGCGAUGGUCAGACGCCGGGCGCCGAAGCAACUACGACAGAUGCGCAAAUGACCAGUGAAGGUGAACGAAAGCCACAAGAUCCGUCCAACACCAUGUGCCACUUCAAUCUUCGAUGUACCAACAAAGACUGCCCUUAUGUCCACCAAUCUCCCGCUGCGCCCGAGGGAACAGUCGUUGACAUGUCUGAGACAUGCACAUUCGGUCCUGCCUGCAAGAACUCGAAGUGCGUUGGGAAACAUCCUUCGCCAGCGCAGGUCAGGGCCUUCCAGGCACAAGAGCUUUGCAAGUUCUUUCCCAAUUGCACCAAGCCCAACUGCCCGUUUAAGCACCCAACAAUGCCGUUGUGCAGAUUUGGAGCCAGCUGCAAGACCGAGAACUGUCCAUUCACACACCUGCAGGUAGCCUGCCGUUUCAACCCGUGUACGAACCUGAGAUGUCCGUACAAGCACGAACCGGGACAGCAGAAGACGACCAAUUUUGCGGAUUACACCUGGACACCGGAGAAGCAGGCCGAACAGGACGAAGCAAAGCAACAUGUCAGUGACAGGAAGUUUGUGGACGAUCAAGCGGGGGAGGAGGAGCUCAUCAAGCCAGAAACGGGUACAGAAACGCCGAUACGUGAGGAGGUGAUCACUUAG